Messenger RNA from Tachysurus vachellii, 3820 nucleotides. RefSeq names its product signal transducer and activator of transcription 1b (gene stat1b). The transcript has 24 exons. The record is from RefSeq and is a predicted model, not a curated record. Gene Ontology annotation, biological process: type I interferon-mediated signaling pathway; defense response; response to peptide hormone. Gene Ontology annotation, molecular function: RNA polymerase II cis-regulatory region sequence-specific DNA binding; DNA-binding transcription factor activity, RNA polymerase II-specific. NCBI's taxonomy places the organism in Eukaryota, Metazoa, Chordata, Actinopteri, Siluriformes, Bagridae. The coding region runs from base 180 to 2348 and encodes 722 amino acids.
AACUGAUGUUUAAGUUUCAGACAUAAAGACAUAAUAAUCGUGUUACAGAAUCCUGGUGAACAGCUGGCUCGAGUUUCUACCUUUCUCUAUAAUAACCUGUAGAAGAUCUUUAAUAAGAACAUUUACAGUCUUAUACAUUCUACACUCAGGACAGAAUCAGAAGGCUUUUGUAAACAAAGAUGGCGCUUUGGUAUCAGCUACAACAGCUGGACUCAAGAUACCUGGAGCAGAUCGGUCAGAUUUACAACGAUGCGUUUCCCAUGGAGAUUCGUCAGUACCUCAGCCAGUGGAUUGAAACCAUUGACUGGGAUGAUGUGGCCCUUGAUGAGUCCCUAGCGAGGCUACGUUUCUAUGACCUUCUCAGUAAGCUGGAUGAGCUUUACGGCCGCCUGAAUCCGAGCAACAACUUCCUCCUUCAGCACAACCUCCGCAAAAUACAACGUAACCUACAGGAACACUUUCAGGAAAAUCCAAUGUACAUGGCUAUGAUUAUAUCCAACUCCCUGAAAGAAGAAAGAAGAAUUCUGGAGAUGGCCAUCAGAACACAGGAUAAUACAGACUCACCUCAGGGCAACAUUGUGAUGGAGAAGCAGAUACAACUGGACAGCCAGGUGAACGAGCUGAAGAAAAACGUGCAGAAAUCAGAACAGGACAUUCAGGCUCUGGAGGACCUACAAGAUGAGUACGACUUCAAGAUGAAAACUUUACGGAGUAGAAUGGAGGUUGAAGUAAAUGCAUCUAUAGCAAAAGAGAUUCAGAUGGAGCAGUUGAAGAUCAGAGAUAUAUACCUUAAUCUGAACAGAAUGAGAGAGGUAGUUGUAAAGGACUUAUUAAAUACACUACAAUUAGCAGAUCUGACCCAGAGCACACUCAUAUCAGAAACGCUUCCAGAGUGGAAGCAGAGGCAACAGAUAGCUUGCAUUGGUGGCCCUCCAAAUGCUUGCUUGGAUCAGUUACAGAACUGGUUCACAGCAGUGGCAGAAUGUUUGCAGCAGAUCCGUCAUCAGCUAAACAUGCUACAGGAACUGGUGCUGAAAUUUACUUACAAAAACGACCCCAUCGCUUUGAACAUGAGCUCAUUGCAGGAGCAGAUGCUGUCACUCUUCAAAAAUCUCCUCAUCAAUUCCAUUGUGGUGGAAAGGCAGCCGUGCAUGCCCACGCAUCCGCAGAGACCACUGGUGCUAAAGACUGGUGUGCAGUUUACAAUUAAAAUCAGGCUGCUGGUCAAACUACCGGAGUUGAACUGCCAGCUAAAAGUUAAAGCCUCUUUCGAUAAGGAUAUAACAGAAAAGAAUACAGCCAAGGGAUUCCGUAGGUUCAAUAUUUUAGGAACCAAUAGUAAAGUCAUGAAUAUGGAGGAAUCCAGUGGCUGCCUGUCUGCAGAGUUCCGGCAGUUGCAACUGAAAGAACAGAAAACAGCUGGAAGUAAAACAAAUGAGUCUCCUCUUGUCAUUACUGAGGAACUUCAUUCCAUCAGCUUUGACACUCAACUCAAGCAAGCAGAUGUUUCCAUCGAUAUAACAACCACCUCACUUCCUGUAGUGGUAAUAUCUCAUAUCAGCCAGAUGCCGAGCGCCUGGGCCUCCAUCCUCUGGUUUAACAUGCUCUGUACUGACUAUCAGAACCUUGGGUUUUUCCUGAAACCUCCUUUGAUGAUGUGGGGAGACCUGGCAAAGGUUCUGAGCUGGCAGUUUUCCUCGAUCACUAAGAGAGGUCUUAACACGGAGCAACUGAGCAUGCUCGCAGAUAAAAUACUCGGUCCUGAGGCUCAAGAAGACCCGAAAACUCCGGUCUCCUGGAGUACAUUCAUUACGACGUCAUCCAAUAAGAGAGGAGUUGCUUUCUGGCUGUGGCUUGAUGGAAUCCUGGACCUCAUUAAACGAUGCUUACUGAACAUCUGGAAUGAUGGUUAUAUCAUGGGCUUUGUUAGUAAAGAGAAGGAGAAAAUUCUGCUUCAAGACAAACGUCCAGGCACUUUCCUCCUGCGCUUCAGUGAGACAUGUAAAGACGGAGGCAUCACCAUCACGUGGGUGGAGCAGUCCUUGAACGGUCAACCUCAGACACACUCUGUGAAGCCCUACAAGAAGUCGGAUUUAGUCAACCUCACUUUCCCUGACGUCAUUCGGACCUACAUGUUAAAGGACACGGAGAACAUUCCAGAAAAUCCUCUGCUCUACCUGUAUCCGGACAUCCCAAAAGACGUUGCAUUCGGCCACUACUACAGAGGCACCUCAGACGCUUCAGAAGACAUGGACGAGGAUAAAACGUUUACCAAGAAACCUUCUGGGUACUUGGACAGAGAGAUAAUUUUUCAGUCCAAGAAAGAAGACUCCAGGACAGAAUCCUGACUUUGAGUCCAGAGGAUUUCUGUGUGCUGCAGAGCAUUAACAAAAACAACGGCAUGAAUGAUUUGGUUUAAAGGAAACCUACAUGCUGAUUUUAUUUUAUUUUUUCUCUCAUCAGUGUGAAAGUUUGCCGCAGUAAAUCCACAGCAGCGAACGCUCGCAUCUUCGUCGUCCAGCUUUCCUGAAAGAGAAAUUUAACAUGUGUGUGUGUGUGUGUGUUUUAUGAUGAAUUUUUUGAAUUGCACAUUUUGUAAAAAAUCAUUAUGUACCAGAACUGGGUGAAGAGACAGACAGAAUUUUCCUCACAGCUUUAUUUAAUAUUGUACAUCUUAAAGUAAUAAUACAGACUUGUAAUUUGAAAUGGUUUCACGUGUUCACACAGCUCAUACUCUGAACCCGGUCACGUGUUCACACAGCUCAUAUUUGAACCCCGGACACGUGUUCACACAGCUCAUACUUUGAACCCCGGUCACGUGUUCACACAGCUCAUAGUCUGAACCCGGUCACGUUUUCACACAGCUCAUACUCUGAACCCCGGUCACGUGUUCACACAGCUCAUAUUUGAACCCCGGACACGUGUUCACACAGCUCAUACUCUGAACCCAAUCAAGUGUUCACACAGCUCAUAGUCUGAACCCGGUCACGUUUUCACACAGCUCAUACUCUGAACCCAUUCAUGUGUUCACACAGCUCCAUGCAGGAAUCAAGCGCGUCUCCCCGGGAGUUCUUAGUCGAGCCUGACACUUAUCAGCCAAUCAAAAAAAGAGGCUACACAAUAGCCAAUCAGAAAAUAGCACUAUUGUAUCUGGGUAAGAUUUAACGCAACAACCAAUGAAAAAAAACAUAUUAAUUAGAGAGGGUAUGUUCGAUGGUCUGUCUGAACAAAACUUCAACAAAAACAGCUUGUCUCUGGACGGGACAUUGUCCUCUAUCAUGACCCUAAAAAUGACUGGGCUUGAACUGAACUGUUUUAAAUGGGAGCAACAUUACAAAUGAUAAAGGAGUCCAAAAAGGCAACAAACAUUUACAAUAAACAACACCAGUCAUAAUCUCUCUCUCUCUCUCUCUCUCUCUCUCUCUCUCUCUCGCUCUCUCUCUCCCUCUCUCUCUCACACACACACACACACACACACACACAAAUUAAUAAAUGGAAAUUAAACAAAUACUUUGUAUUUGGUUAAAUUGUGGUCAGUGAUCCUUACCAAACACAACAACUCCCCCAUUAUUAUUAUUAUUAUUAUUAUUAUUAUUAUUAUUAUUAUUAUUAUUAUUUAUUUAUUUUUUUUGGGGGGGGGGUGUUGCUGGGGGAAUGGAGAUGCUACGCUUGCCUGUAUUCAUAACCUGAGAUCCCUGCAAAUACUGUAAUAGAAAUAGAAUAAGGAGAUAGCUCUAUGCUCUAUAGAUGUAUUCAUUAAACAAGUAAAGAAUAACAUGGAAUGAAAUGUAAAUAAAGUUGAACGUGUCUCGACUCGUCA